Messenger RNA from Trypanosoma cruzi, 447 nucleotides. RefSeq lists its product as uncharacterized. The transcript has a single exon. NCBI's taxonomy places the organism in Eukaryota, Euglenozoa, Kinetoplastea, Trypanosomatida, Trypanosomatidae. The record is from RefSeq and is a predicted model, not a curated record. Bases 1 to 447 code for a protein of 148 amino acids.
AUGGCGUAUGAAUCCCCUGCGCGGGUGAAGUGGGCCACGGCGAUCUUUUGGAAUGUGCUCGAUCCCGCAUUCCGCAUGCACUUCAAAUAUUACCGCAGGAAGGUCGCUGUUGACCGCUACCUAGAGCGCAAAGGCGUCGUCUUUAACGUUGCCGUUGGCGUGACGUUUGGCCUCACGUUGUACUUCACACUUGUCUCAAAGUUUCUCCUGCCUGCCCCGGUGGCAUCGGAGUACUCGAUGGAGGAUAAUGCGAAGGAGAUUUUGCGCGCCAUGAAGUGCGACACCACGAAGGAGCUGCCGGCCUUUCUGUUAAUGCGGGCGAAGCGUGAGAUCAUUGGAAAGCUGCACGUUGCGGCUGACAGGGCAGAAGUAAAGCACCAGCGCGAGGAGGUUGAGAGGCUUCUUAAGACGUUGAACCAACAACAGGACAGCCCUCCACCCCAAUGA